Laetiporus sulphureus 93-53 is the source of this 732-nucleotide messenger RNA. RefSeq lists its product as uncharacterized. The transcript is spliced from 3 exons. The record is from RefSeq and is a predicted model, not a curated record. Bases 1 to 732 code for a protein of 243 amino acids. Lineage: Eukaryota; Fungi; Basidiomycota; Agaricomycetes; Polyporales; Laetiporaceae.
AUGGCAUCUCUCGCCCGGUUAACGUCCCUGUCAACGCAGACAUUGUCCCUUCUCCUCGAACGCCAGAGAUUGCAGACACUGUCGAACCCAAAUGCCUCAUCAUUACACGUCCCACAGAUCGCACGUAACAUGCAGCAGUUGCAUGUGGGCGUGCUGCAGCUGGAGCAGAACGACGGAAGGUCGGAGGCGGUCAAUCUGCUACGAAGCCAGUACGAGCGAAUGAGAGACAUGCUGGGCUCGGAUGCGGACGUUGCGAACGUGCCAAAGUUUGUGGCACGAGAGUCACCGCAGACAAGCGCAGAGGCGUCGGUGUCCUCAUCCUCCCUGCCUUCACCGCCAGUAUCCGCCGCUCCGCUUCCAGUGCCAAUCAAGGACGACGAGCCAGCCUAUGUGCCGUAUACCGACGAUCCCGAGGCUGCAUACCCCUCUCAUGAAGAGAUGCUUCAAGCGCAAAGACAAAUGAUGGAUGAGCAAGACGUCCACCUAGACCGACUCUCCCAGUCCGUCAAUCGGCAACGAGACAUCUCGCUUCAUAUCAAUGACGAGCUCGAGGUGCAUACCGGCCUAUUAGAGGACCUGGAUAUCGAGAUGGACAGGACGGGCGGCAGGCUGAGUGGGGCACGACGCCGCUUGGAUCGUGUUGCGAGAGGUGCCAAGGAGAAUGGCUCAACGGUUAUGAUUGCCCUGCUCAUCCUUGUGUUGCUAAUUCUCAUAAUCAUAUUCAAGACAUGA